Molecule: messenger RNA, 1746 nt
Organism: Temnothorax curvispinosus
Lineage: Eukaryota; Metazoa; Arthropoda; Insecta; Hymenoptera; Formicidae
Product: trypsin-1-like
Exons: 6
Coding region: 28-801 (257 amino acids)
Biological process (GO): proteolysis
Molecular function (GO): serine-type endopeptidase activity
Source: RefSeq, a predicted model, not a curated record
AAUUCGCGAGCCUAUUCUCGAAUAACAAUGUCAGUAACCAAGUCGCCCACGAUCGCAGUCAUGCUGACUAUACUCUGUUUGGCGUUGAUAGCUUCCGCCUCGUGCUUAGAGCCUAGAAUAAUCGGAGGCACACCUACAACCAUCAGUAAGCAUCCGUAUCAGGUCUCUAUUUAUUAUGAUGGUAAACUCGCAUGCGGAGGCUCUAUAAUCAGCAGGCAGUGGAUUUUGACAGCGGCACAUUGUGUCUACGGCAGGAAACUGUCGCUCUUCAGACUGCGUGUUGCAAGCAGUUAUCACGAUAAAGAAGGCACUCUAAUCAUAGACAUUGCCUCGAUCAUUCAUCAUAAGAAGUAUCGGGAGGAUACUUACGAUUACGAUGUGGCUUUAAUUAAAUUAUUUACUCCUUUAAAGUUGGGCCCAAAUGUAAAACUGAUCCUUCUUGCGUUACCAGCGGGGAACAUUAAAGCUGGUAGCAAGGCAACUGUUACAGGAUGGGGAAAGACAUCGCCGAACGGCGCGAGUUCGAAAGUACUGCGAAGCUUGACAGUGCCAGUCAUUGACCAAGAGAAGUGUCGAAAGGUCUAUGCUCGUUAUCGGCCAGUGACCUCCAAUAUGCUCUGCGCUGGCGGUGACGGUGAAAAAGACACCUGUCAGGGAGAUUCCGGCGGUGCGCUCGUGUACAACGGUGUCCAAAUUGGGAUCGUGUCCUGGGGCACUCAGUGUGCGAGUGUUGGAUUUCCAGGAGUGUAUACGCGAGUAUCCGCCAUACGGCAGUGGAUUACCGAGCAGGCGAACGUGUAGCAGAAUUAAUUUUUCCCCUCUCGUCUGAACGUUUUUCGAGACAGGGGAGAGAGGCAGCGUACCGUUGAAAAAAUAUUUGCUUGUGUUUAACCGCAUCAAAACUAGACGGCAUUACGAAAAAAAAAUACUACCUGCGAAUUGUACAAUAAAGGGAGGCUAAAUAUAGAUGGGAGGCUUUGGCAAUAAUAUAAUGACGUAAUUCUGAAACAAAAACUGAAAUCUAUGGAAUUUCAAUAAAUUUUCAAUUGUUUUACGUUUCCCUUUCCGCGAAUAAAUGUAGACAUUAUUUUCGUGCGUUUAUUCACAUCAAAAUUUAAACUUAGAUAAACAAACCUUUCAGCCUCAAUUUUAAAGUCUAUUAGCUUAUUUUCAGACAGUAUGAUAUGAGUGAAUUUAUAUUCUGUGGAUAUGUAUUUUUUUCAGAUUUACAAUAAUAGUUACGUUUUUCUUAUUUUAUUAUUACUUUAUUAAUUUAUUUACUUUAUUUACGUUGAAGCGUACGCGGAGAUAAAAGGUUCAUUCUCAGAAUGUAUGCUGCAGCAAAUGUCGCUAAUUAUCAUAGAUAAUAAAAUGAAUUGUUAAUCUGAUUUCUGAUUUCUAUAAUAAUAAAUUGUUUUGUUGCAGCAGCGUGAUGUAUGUACCUGUUAGCAACAUAUUUAUUUCGCGUUAGCGGCAAAUCAAAUUUACUUUAGUAACAAAUUCGCAUUUCUAUGUGCAAAAUUCAACAAGAGUUUUUAACAAACCAGAUUUUGUAACAACAAAUGAUUGGUUAUUGCAAGAAAUAUUUGAUUGCUUUCACGACGAGUUUGAAUAUGUAAUAGAAGCUAUGAUGUGCUUGCGGCAACGAAGUUCUUUUUGUUAUGUGUAUCGAUAACGGAUAUCGAACUUAAAGUAUCGGACCACGAUUUCUAGAAAACAAAUAAACACCAAAUGUACAAACACCGA